Molecule: messenger RNA, 3632 nt
Organism: Oppia nitens
Lineage: Eukaryota; Metazoa; Arthropoda; Arachnida; Sarcoptiformes; Oppiidae
Exons: 5
Coding region: 91-3609 (1172 amino acids)
Biological process (GO): RNA 3'-end processing
Molecular function (GO): nucleotidyltransferase activity
Source: RefSeq, a predicted model, not a curated record
UUGAAAAUUCCAUAACAAAUAACAUCUGAUUUUUAUCUUCAGAAAGUAUUGUUCAGUUUGAAGACAACUAUAACAACAACAACAACAACAAUGACAACGACAUCGACGACAGUAUCGCCAGUAAUGAUGGUAUCAUCGAGUGGUGCGAUAAAGAAAUCCCGAAUCGAGAUAUUUGUCGAUCUGAACGGCCAUCUGAUGACAAUCGGCUUCAAUAAUCGGUCCACGGAUUCGGGCGUCGAGUUGUGUGAUGUCAUCGAUAAGAUUAGACAAACGCUUAGCUUAAAUAAGUUUAAUCUGAAGACACAUCAGUUUGAGGUUUUCAAUGAAACAGACAAACAAUUUGUCAGACUUCGGACAAAACGGACACUUGUGGACAAUGGUUCGCGUAUUAGAGCCGUCAGUAAAGUGAAACAACCGCAACAACAACGUCGAGAGAUAGCCGCUGGCAUUGGCGGCAGCAAAGCGUUCAAAUGUGCGGUCGAAUUGGUGGACACAAACAGCAACUAUCAGUUUGAGAUUAGCGCCGAUUACUGUAACAGCAAUUAUCAUAAAUUGGCUCUCAUUAAGUCCCGAUGUCGACAGUUUGUUGACCAACACUGCGAAAGCCAAAACGUCCGCAAAAAUUUAAAACUUGAGGUAUACGAUGGAAGACUACAAAAAUAUCUUGAAUUAAGUUUCAAAAAAAAUAGUCAACUCGGCGGCAAUGAGGCCAAAGUUCGGGCCACUAUUACUAACCAAAUCGAUGAUCGCCGUAGUAAUAGUAGAAGAUCAUUGAACACGUCUGACAUCAAGAACGAAGAUACCGUUGUCGACGGCAACCGGAAAAUGGUAUCAUUGGACUCAAAGUUAGUCUCAUUCAUAUCGAUGUUGGAUACUAUUAACUAUCCGUCCAUCGAUUGGAAACUCUUUGCCCAAAAUAUGGUUACAUUUGGUUAUAUUUAUUUCGAUGAAAACGAAUGCAAAAACUUUUUUCAGUUUCUAACUGAAGAAUACUAUCAUUUACUAAAUCGUGUGGAUAUUAGCGACGAUGAAAAGUACUUUAUUUGGCCGCUAUUUAAAGUGUUUAACGAAUUUGAUUUGAAACCAUCGAUGUCGACAACUUUUGUGGCACAACAACAACAACAAGUUUGUGACAAUAAGUCAAAGUCAUUGUCGACUCAUGAUCUUCAGUCAAUUGUUAAGAAAUACAUUACUAAUGAAUUUGAACGAGUCUUCAAACCGCUCAAUGAGAUGACUAUUAGUGAUGAUAAAUAUGUGUCUGAAUCGACAUCAGAUGAUGUGUCCAAUGAGUCAAAAGAUGAUAAUUUAGGCGAAGAGGUGAACACUAGUGUCGAUCAAGAGCGACUAAAACGAUUGGUUAUGCAAUUGAAAGCACUGUCAAUACAGAGCACAUGUAGUUGUAAUGAAUCCCUGGAAACCAACCAAACAAACCAUAACAACAACAAUAACAUCUGUAUUAAUAAUACGACUACUCUUAUGGCGCGUAAUGAUUGUAAACAACAACAACAACAUCACCAAAGAAGAGAAGGAGAUGUCAAACAAUUGGGCGAUCAAUUAAGUCGAAAACUGAAGAUCAAUAGUACCACCAAUAAGAAUAAGAUGAUCAACAAUGACAACAACAAUACUGUUGUUGUCGCCACCGCCGCCUCCGCUGCCAUCGCCGUCGACGGCGACAAUAACAACAAGAAGAUGGACAACACGAACGACAAGAGGCCAGAGAAGACGUUUGUCAAACGGGUGUCCAAAGCCGACAAACUGAAGGAGAGAAUGAAUUUCCAGAAGUUGUCGAUUCCCAUCAAAUAUAUUGACUUUCGAAACCCGAGAAAUCGUUUUCAUAAUCAAUUAAAUCCUAAUUUUAUUGAAAUACUGAAGACCGGUACCAUUGAUAACAUAUACUUAAGAAAGGCUGUCACCAAUAGUCGUGAAGUUGACGAUCAAAUCGAUAACUUUAGAAAUCUUGUGUUAUUAUCGCAUAGAGAUCAUCAAAAUCGCAAUUUUCUCAAAGAACUGCUUGAAGUGGUGUUAAACGAGUCGGGCAUUGACUGUCAGUUUUAUUUUUUCGGAUCGACUGCCAAUUCGGUCGGUUUUCGCAAUUCAGAUAUCGAUUUGUUUGUCGAAAUUCGUCAGUUGGAUAAUCUUUGCAAUACUUUAGAUUUCAAUACAUCAAUGAGCUAUUUGAUGGAAAUGCGAAACAUUUUGAAAAGAUAUUUCUGGUUUUAUAUUCCCACACCGAUAGCUAGUCUUCGGUGUCCAAUCGUUAAGAUUAAUUUCAAACUGUUUCGCGAAAAGUUUCUCAAUAAUCCCCGAAUGUUGGAUCUCUUCAGAUCUCUUGAAUCACUGGGAAUCUGUUGCGAUAUCAAUAUUACUAAUGCUUUAGGUCUACAAAAUACCAAACUUAUCAGCUUUUACUGUGAUCUCGAUCGGCGUUUUCAAGACUUGGCAAUCAUAUUGAGAUAUUGGACCAAAAUGAAUGACUUUAUCGGCGGCGCCGACAACGCCUUCACCAGCUAUGCACUCACACAGUUGGUAAUCUUUUUUUGCCAAAACCAGAGUCCACCCAUAUUGCCGACUCUCGAUCAACUAAGAGAACCGUUAGAUCCCGCCGCCAAUCGCAAGAUAAUCGAUGGCUGGGAUUGUAGUUUUUGUUGCGACAAACUAUUGAUACCUCAAUCGCAAAACACUGAAUCGGUUAUCGAUUUGUUGCCAAAGUUUUUUAAGUUUUUCGCUGACUUUAAUUUUACAACUCAUGUCAUACAAUUGAGAACAGGAAAAGCCGUCCAUAAGUACCACUUUAAUCAACAAAUUAAGACAACGUUGAACAGCGAAGCAGUUAACGGUAAUCUUCAUUUCAAGAUGACAUCGUUUUGCUGUAUUCAAGACCCGUUCAAUUUGGAGCACAAUUUGACCGCAAAUCUAAGUUUUUCUAUUUUUGAUAAAUUUCUUCUUUAUAUCCGAAGCAUUGCAGUCAAAAGUGAUAUUAUUUUUUCGAAAACAAAGAAAGUCAAAGACUGGGGUAUUUCGAAGAUAAUCUCAAAGUUUGAUCCGACCGAUGAUUAUCAAUCACUGCUCGGCCGUAAUAUUAGUAUUCCGAAUGCCAGAGGAUGUGUUAGUCAUGAAGACAUUACCUCACAGGAAAUUAUCAAAACAUUUGCAAAUCAAAUCUGCUGUUUGACUACUGAUAUCUUUGAGAAUGUCUACAAAAUUCAGACCAAUUUGAUUGGUAAAUAUGAUGUGAUUUACGGCAAAUAUUCGCCGUUUGCCGAGUUUUUGAUGGACUUGAAGGCAAUCGACAUACAAGUUAUCGAUUCUAAUAAUCGGGGACUCAUUCGCAGUGAACUUAAAGACAGUAUAGACAAAAUUAGUCGCGUAAAUAAAGAAACGACUGUUACGGAAACCAUUAUCCAGCGCUAUAGUGACAAACAAUUACCUGAGGAACAGUCGGCUGAGUGUUAUUUUGUGGCCAUGUGUGUGGCCCGACCGUCGGGACCGUACGUCGAGUACGAAAUUAUCAAAUGUACUGAAAGUAAAUCCAUUAAAAAACAAUUGAAGACAUUGUUUGAGUCGGUAAUCAAACUAAUCGAUGAAAAAGUGUCUGAUAUUCAGGACUAAUGUUUUGUUAGUGUUGAUGUUUG